AUGGGCGUGGAUUUUGAAAGUAAGGAAAGAGAGGUGAUCGAGAAAAUUAUAUUAAUAGAAAAGGAAGACAUGGUACAAGCCUCAAAGAGGAAAGGAAAAGGUGGUUGCUUGAAAAAACAACCUUGGAGAAAUUGGAGUUUAAACAAGUUGUUAAUGAAGAUAGUAUCUUGGAAUAUUGGAGGUUUGUGGAGGAUUGAGAAGAGAAAGAGAGUGAAAGAGUUCUUAAUGCAUAAAAAGGUUUACAUGGUCAUGUUUCAAGAAACCAAAAGAUCAGGAAUUUUAGAGCAUUUUGUCAAAUCUCUGUGGCCUAAUGAUAUGGUUGGCUUCAUGACAGUGGAUGCAGAUGAUAAUGUAGAAGCAACAAAAAUUGUAUCACCCUUUCAAGAGUAUGAGAAGGAAGUUAUGGAAAACUUUGGGCAAUUUAAAAUCCAAGUUCCCCAAGCCCAGUGCAUUGGGGGAGAUUUUAACGAAGUUAGAACAAUAGCUAAAAGGAAAGGAUGUACUAAGAGAGAUGGUGGGAUGAAUGAGUUCAAUGAGUUUAUAAAUGAUUUGGAAAUAGUGGAUGUUCCAAUGAUAGGGAGGAAGUACACGUGGUGCAACUCACAAGAAGGGGAAAGAUGGAGCAAGUUGGAUGGAUUCUUAGUAAAUACAGAAUGGUUAGAAUGGUUUAGUUUUAAACUUUGGGGUUUGUCAAGGUUAUUAUCAGAUCAUUGCCCGAUAAUUUUAAUGGAAGAUGUUAGAGAUUUGGAGCCUAAGCCAUUUAGAUUUCUAUAUAUUUGGGUUCUCCAUCCUACUUUCAUGAACUUGUUAAAAUUAGUAUGGGAAAACACUCAUGUGGAUGAUUGGGCUAGGUUCAGAUUAAAGACCAAAUUGAAAUCAUUGAAAAAAGCACUGAAAGUUUGGAAUAUUAAAGUUUUUGAGAAUGUUAAUUUCAAGCUCAAAGAAGUAGAUGAGGAAAUGCAGGCUCUAGACCUAGUUGCUGAGGUGAGACCACUGCAGGAUCCUGAAUUAAUAAGAAGACGGGAGGUUAAAGGGGAGUUAUGA
Messenger RNA from Camellia sinensis, 1044 nucleotides. The record is from RefSeq and is a predicted model, not a curated record. NCBI's taxonomy places the organism in Eukaryota, Viridiplantae, Streptophyta, Magnoliopsida, Ericales, Theaceae.